Messenger RNA from Penicillium digitatum Pd1, 1149 nucleotides. The record is from RefSeq and is a predicted model, not a curated record. NCBI's taxonomy places the organism in Eukaryota, Fungi, Ascomycota, Eurotiomycetes, Eurotiales, Aspergillaceae.
AUGUUUUCGAUUUUGUUGAAGGACGAGCAUAGCAAAAGAAAACGCAUCUUUGCUGACAGAUAUGCCAUGACCAAUAUUAUGAAAGAAAAACCAAUGGCCGUCAUCCACGACCGGGCCACGACGUUUGUAUCCAAGUGCGUUGAGGCUGGCCAAAAGAGUGUGGAUGUCUACUCUUUGCUUCACUGCUAUGCUCUCGACUGCGUUACUCAUUUCAUGUUCAGCCCCGGCGGCCUCAGGUCUCUCGAAGUAGCUAAGGACUUCGACAUCAUGCACGAACUAACCUAUCAUCAAAGUCUCCAAAGUAUGCCCUACUUCUUGUUCUCUACUACCGCACUAGAAACUAAAAGAGAGGCAGAAAAUCUCUUGGAGUACUAUCUCCCGGAAUUAGCACCCUAUUUCCCCAAAUUCCUCCAUGCACGCAGCGCCCCAAAAGCAAACCGAUACGUGAUAGACAUGGCCCGCCAAGUCGGGCUCGAUGGCCACUCCCUAAUGGAAAAACUCAAACGCCAAGAAUCCAACCUGGAAGUAAUGCAAGCCGCCGCAGAAUGCAAUGACCACAUGGCAGCCGGCAUCGACACAACGGGCGAUGGUCUGUGUUUCUUGAUGUGGGAGCUCUCACGGCCUCAGAACCUCUGUUUCCAGCACAAACUUUACAAAGAGCUUAGCGCUGCGCCGGCCGAUGCACCUUUGGACAGCUAUGUGUAUCUCGACGCUGUCAUUAAAGAAGCACUGCGGUGUGCGCCGCCUAUUCCGAUGUCACUGCCUCGGUAUGUACCUGCUGGGGGAAGGGUGAUCGAUGGGUUUAUCAUUCCGGGGCAUACUAUUGUUAGCUGUCAGCCGUAUUCAGUGCAUCGGAUUAACGAGAGUGUCUUCCCUGAGCCUGAUCGGUUCAAUCCUGAUCGGUGGCUCGUUGAGGACGGGGCUGCUGAGCGGAAUCGGCUGUUCUUUUCCUUUGCUACAGGUGGAAGGGGGUGUGUUGGGAAAAAUCUUGCGCUUGUUGAGAUGAAGAUGCUGCUUCGGGAAGUGUAUUCGCGUUAUCAGACGACGGUGGCAUCGGAUAUGACAGCUUCGAUGAGGCUGGAUGAUCAGAUCAUCUCUUCGAGGCCGAAGGGACAGAGUUGCAAGCUGGAUUUUGUGGCCAUAGAGUGA